Molecule: messenger RNA, 1505 nt
Organism: Polyodon spathula (Mississippi paddlefish)
Lineage: Eukaryota; Metazoa; Chordata; Actinopteri; Acipenseriformes; Polyodontidae
Product: 5-hydroxytryptamine receptor 1E-like
Exons: 1
Coding region: 141-1238 (365 amino acids)
Biological process (GO): G protein-coupled receptor signaling pathway, coupled to cyclic nucleotide second messenger; chemical synaptic transmission
Cellular component (GO): dendrite; plasma membrane
Molecular function (GO): G protein-coupled serotonin receptor activity; neurotransmitter receptor activity
Source: RefSeq, a predicted model, not a curated record
UUUAACACACUAGUUAUCAAGAAGUGGAUCAAAGUCAGUCAUAAUGUUAACGUAUUUCUUCGAAAGUAAAGAGCCGAUAUUCUGGACCUGAAAAUGAUUUGAUCGAAACACACAGCUUUCUGUUGAACAGCACUGGGACAAUGAAUCUCACAAACUGCACUGCUCCUGAGCCUAGUGUUGCGCUCAAGACAAAAACAGGCACAGAAAAAAGGCUUAUUGCCGUAACGCUGGGCAUUCUAACGUUCCUCACCACACUGUUGAAUUUUGCCGUCAUUGUAGCCAUUUGCACAACCAAGAAACUGCAUCAACCCGCCAACUACCUGAUUUGCUCUUUGGCUGUUACUGACUUUCUGGUUUCAACCUUAGUAAUGCCAUUAAGUAUCAUGUAUAUUGUCAUGGAAACGUGGUCCCUUGGUUACAUAAUCUGUGAGGUGUGGCUUACCGUGGAUAUGACUUGUUGCACCUGUUCAAUUUUACACCUGUGCGUGAUCGCACUAGACAGGUACUGGGCAAUCACUAAUGCUAUUGAAUAUGCUAGGAAGCGCACAGCGAAGAGAGCAGCAGUGAUGAUAGCAGCAGUCUGGGCUAUAUCUGUGUUCAUUUCAAUGCCUCCUUUGUUUUGGAGGCACAGAUACAGUACCAGCCACCUCACCCACUGUAUCAUUGAGCACAGCCACAUUGUGUAUACAGUUUAUUCCACGUUUGGGGCGUUCUACAUUCCUCUGACCUUAAUUUUAAUUUUGUACUACAGGAUUUAUCAUGCCGCAAAGCACCUCUACCAAAAGAGGGGCUCAAGCAGACACUUGAGCAAUAGGAGCACUAAUAGCCAAAACUCCUUUACCAACUGCAAACUCUCCCAGACUUUCUGCGUGUCUGAUUUCUCUACUACAGACCCAACGAUGGAGUUGGAUAAAAUUAACGUUACGAUUCGAAUCCCCCCCUUUGAGACCAUAAGGGAGCAGUCCUGUGAGCGGCAGCAGCUGUCAAGCUCCAGAGAGCGCAAGGCAGCCCGGAUCCUCGGGCUCAUACUGGGGGCUUUUGUUAUUUGCUGGUUGCCAUUCUUCAUCAAGGAAUUUCUAGUGGGACUUCAGCUCCUGACCACAUCUCCUGAGGUCUCUGACUUUCUGACCUGGCUCGGCUAUGCCAACUCUCUCGUCAACCCAUUGCUCUACACAAGCUUUAAUGAAGAUUUUACGUCUGCUUUUAAAAAACUGGUCAGAUCCAAAGAGCAUUCAUGAAAAAACUAAACAAAAUGGUGGCCUGUUAUUGUUUUCGUCAUGACAUCUUGCAUAUUUAUUGGAAUGUUUUUUUUCUUCAAUAAAGUAUAUAGUAAAAAAAUAUAUAUUUUUUUAAAAGUGCUGUUGCAUAUCUUUUAAAGACUUUAAAAGUCUGCACCUUCAGAAAAAUGGCUGCAGCCUGCAAGCAGUCUAUAUUUAAUAAUAAAGCUUGUCACUAAUGCUGGAGGAAUGUUGGUAGACUGGCCAUAUCAUGGUAAUAUAUACACG